CUGAAAUAAACUGACUGAAAUAAAUUGCUUUAGAAUCUCUUAGUAUAAAUGAAUACUCAUUAUAAAAUAUUUUUGCCCAAAUUGUAAGGAUACGUGAAUGCUUUGCAUUUUGAUGUGGACAUUGCUUGUUUCUGCAAGAUUUCCGCAAAAAUAAUGGUGUGUUGUGUGUCAGCGUCGCGGUUGCCAUAGUAACGGCAGCCACCUUGUCUUUCACUUGAGAAAAUGUAACUCACGAAGCAUGUAUGUCGAAUCUUUUCUGGUGAAAAUCUUCUGAUCGACCUGCUAACUGCUAAAAAAAAAUUAACCCAGCACAGCAGAAACAAAUGGUAGUGAAUACGAUAAUCAGAUCAGACCCUGCCAUGGUGCAAGUAUGAACAGAUUAGACCCAGCCAUGGUGCAGGUAUGAACAGAUCGGACCCAGCCAUGGUGCAGACCUUUCCCCCCUUAGAGGAUUCUGAGUGUGAAACAAUAGAUGAUAAGGAAGUCAGAAUGCGAGCUUCAGAAAACCUUCAGUCCUUCCUAGAGGACAGGGAUAAGUCUGACAUCCUUCUGGAGCAUUUAGAGGCUCUGAAAGCUUCACACCGACAACAACUCGAGCAGAUCAAGCUGCAGCACCAGGCUGGUCUAGAGAGCCGGACUCUACAGAACUCAUUGCUCUACACAAACUUUAACACUCCACUGAAGACCAACAGACCACAGGGAAAUCUCCAUAGUGAUGAAGGCAACACCAAAAGCAGGGGAAGCAUUUACAUACCACAGAGAUCUUCCUCCACACCUGACCUGAGCUCCAAGUUGAGCCAUCACAAGCCUCUUAACGCUUCUGGAACCUUGAGAUCUACCAUGACCCAUUCACAAGAUCCCUGCAGAAAAACACACCUCUGUGCCAAAGAGCCUAAACAAGUCAGAGUUGACAAAGAAGAACUGGACUGGGAUGAGUGUCAGAAAAAGUUUCGAGUAUCACCUGUACCAGAACACAUCUUCAAGCUCCUUUAUGACGAUAUUGUACAGGAGCAGGAACGUGUGAGGAAGGAGGGACGGCAGCAGAGGAAAGAAUUCCUUUUAUCCAUUCAGAAGCCAUUUAGGUUUCACCAAAGGGAGGAGACUAGGGGCAGGCGAAAGCCAGAGACCAGUGCUGAUAAACUGAGUGAAAACAAAAAGGAUGAUGAAAAGAGGAAAUGCAUACUUAAAGCUGUCAUAGACCCAGCAAUCUCUGAAAAAUUGAAAGAAAAGGAGCACCAGAGGAAGAUCCGCAUCCAGGCCAGGGCUCAGGAGACUCUCAGGGCCUCCUCUGCCCCCAUUCAGAGCUUGAGUACCAGAGGUGAGCACCAGGUCCGUAGCUCACAGAGAACCAAGACCAAAGUACUGGCAUUCUUAGCGCAGAGUCCAUCCUUCAGACCAAAGACAAAUGCUAAGGUGCCAGACUUUGAUAAGUUGCACCAGGCCUUCCAGAAAGAGGUGAUGGAGAGAACAGAAAGAAGAGAGGUCACCCUCUGCCAGCCGUUCCAGCUACGAACAUCAGCUCUUCAACCACAUCGCAGCAGAAGAAGUACAGACAAAUCACCAAAAUAUACUGAUACGAACAUUUUGAAGAGGAGCAAUUCAUUUAGUGGCUUGACAUCAUUAUCCAGAGAUACUCUUCCAACUUAUAUGACCGAUGCUGCCAGGAAAAGGUCUAUGGCCAUAAGAAAGUCUCUGGAGCUGAGAGAGAGUAAGGAGCACCAAAGUGCAGAGUUGAUGAGACAACACAGAAUGAACUCUCAAGCCAUGAGCAGAGGAGUUGUAGCACGGGCCAAGGCCAUGGACCCCCACAGGAGUCUGAAAGAGGUCUUUCGGGAGAAACUCAAGCAGCACAGACAGGCUGAUCAAGAAAGGGUGACAGAUUAUAAAAAAGAACUGAGGGAGAUGAAAGCUCGGGUCUCAGCACGUCCUUACCUCUUUGAACAGGUGUCACAGAGAAAUGCUAUGAGCGAUGCCGAGCGCAGAUACAGAAGUACUCUAGAGCAGGAAGGACUGGAUGAAAAUUUUGUAAGAUCCACGGGAGAAACCAAUGAAAGCCAAUCAUCAGAAAAUACGGAUGCUGAUGGCAACAGUAAUAUUGGUGAUCACAACUUUGAAACUGACACUCAGCACAGAGAAAGAAGUGGGGCCAACAGCGUCCGAAGAGAGGAUGGAACAGAAGACGAGAGCGUGAAAACCAAAGGAAAAGGAGUCAGCUGAUAGUGAGCGAGCAGUUGGUAUUUGGUUAACAUAGUGUGUCAUGGUCAGAUACAAGAACACUGGCACUUUCCUAGAAUCAAUUCAGUAUUUGAGUCUUGUUGAAAAUGUGGUAAGCCAUGUCAAUCUCAGAAAUAUAAUUUUUCUUUUUCAUGGCCUGUGUUUAAAAGUUUACAUGUCAUGUUUGUAAGGGAUUUUUAUGGGAUGUGUAUGAUUCUACGUUAACAAGAUGGGUUCUGGCUGUGCAACGUGCUUAUUAAGAUGAAAAUGUCAAAGAAAAUUUGGGACUUGUGGAUCUAAAUUUGUUAGGGGGUACAGAAAGACACUAAAAAAAACUUCACAAAAAAAGAACACGAAUAUUAAAGGUUUUACAUUUGCUUGUCUUCUGUUUAUUGAGCAUUAUAUAAAUAUUUACGGCCACACAGAUGCCACUGCAUGUUUUAAAACCUGUGGUGAUGGGUCUGGAAGGUUUGUACAGUGGGAUAUUAACAAACAGUAAACAAGGGGAAGUUUGCCCAGAGAUUCAGUAAACAAACUUUCAUUCCUCCCUUCUGACAGCUGCAACAUGAAGGUGAUGAUGAUGGACAACUAUACCACUGCACUACUGUACUGUAAUUAUUACCUAUAACUGUCACAGAGGAAAGUGAUGUGAAUAAAUACAGGAAUAACACAAUUUGACAAAGUUCCUUUUAGGACAAGGCACAUCUGAAAUUCACAUUGCUGAGAUGUAAAUCUUGGGGAUGAGGUCUGGCUAUUUUGAGAACCACAGCACCACUAAAGUCAAUGUUGGUUAUUUAUCUAUCAUAGUAAAAGAAACCCUCAUGUCACUGUGCUGCCCCAGCUGCCUGCCACAUCAAAAGCUUACAGACUGACCAUAUUUACACUGAACACUCCCUCCAACCUAUUUCUAAAUGCCUUGGUGAUAUAUGUUUCAUAAAUUAAAAACAUAAAAGUUCUAGCCAAUUUAAAAAAUCUUUUGGGGUUGUUUAAAUUACUUUCCAUUGCAAUGUAAUUGGAAAUAAAUAAAUAAA
Messenger RNA from Ictalurus punctatus (channel catfish), 3245 nucleotides. RefSeq names its product FAM161 centrosomal protein B (gene fam161b). Gene Ontology annotation, biological process: cilium organization. Gene Ontology annotation, cellular component: cilium. Lineage: Eukaryota; Metazoa; Chordata; Actinopteri; Siluriformes; Ictaluridae. The transcript is spliced from 10 exons. The coding region runs from base 403 to 2217 and encodes 604 amino acids. The record is from RefSeq and is a predicted model, not a curated record.